Polistes dominula (European paper wasp) is the source of this 3026-nucleotide messenger RNA. It is a transcript of the gene Rh50, whose product is annotated as Rhesus blood group-associated glycoprotein Rh50. Gene Ontology annotation, biological process: ammonium homeostasis; ammonium transmembrane transport. Gene Ontology annotation, cellular component: plasma membrane. Lineage: Eukaryota; Metazoa; Arthropoda; Insecta; Hymenoptera; Vespidae. The record is from RefSeq and is a predicted model, not a curated record. Gene Ontology annotation, molecular function: ammonium channel activity.
CUACUAUGCAUCCACUGAAAAUCAAUGAAAUUACGAUUGCGUGACGUGCAACACUUAUUUCUCAUUUUGUUUCUUUAGUUUCUGAACAUUUCAAAGAGUAGUUUUUCUUUAGCGAAUUGAUGACAAUAGCAAUUUAUUUAUUUAUCAUCGCAUGUGACAUGUGCACAGAGAAGAGGAGAAUCGAAUGCACUCGAACUCGAUCAAGUUGCAUUGAAAAACACUUACAUAUUUAAUACCCUCUACGAAUUGCACGUUCAUUAUUAAUUAUGACAAAUUAUUCACGUAGGAAAUUGGAAUACGUAUUAUUAUUAACGUAUCGCAUGGAUUUAUUUGAUCCUAAUCGAUAUUAUCGUUUAAACAAUCUUUGACAAAUUCGUAAGUUGUAAAAAAAAAAAGAAUUUGACUGAAAUAUCUCACAAACGUAUUAUAUUUCUUGCAUUAAAUAAAAAUAACAAGUAGGAGUUUCAAUACCCUGUUAAAACAUCGAAGCAUGGACAAUAAGAGAAUAGCGUAUAUCCGUUAGGGUUACUUAAACGUCAUAACAGAGAGGAGGUCAGUUAGGAUCGAAAAGUUGAACGUGAUAGAAGUCAGUGUAAUGUAAAACAGUUCAAAAAUGAAAUUAGAAUAAAUGUUUGUUCAAAGAAAAAUCAGAUAUUAUAACUAAUGAUUAAUCAUUUGGAUAGUUUCCUGAUCUAAUUAGUUUAGUUAAUUGUAAAUAGAUUUAGCAAAGUUAACUAAAGAAGCGAGGUAAUACGUUCGAAUCAUUAACCGAGUAUCUGUAAAUGGUAGUAUAUACAAUAUUAAUAUAAUCACAAAUGGGAAAAGUUCGCGAAUAGAAAGAUAGGUUUAAUUCAAAAGCUUGGAAAAGGGGCUCGGCGUUACGAUAGUUGAACGAAUUCAGUGUAUGAUAGUGGUACUGAACUCUCGUCGUGUGUUUGCACUGAACGCAAGGACGAUAAAGAGGAUAAAGAGGAUAAAGAGGAUUACUGGUACGAUCGAAUAAAGAGGAGAAAAGCACAGCGCAUCCCAUAGCUAUGGGAAAGGGUAUGCUGUCGGUAUGUGGCGAAAAGCAGCAGGUGGUUUUGUUAUUUCUGAUCGAAAUCAUUUUGAUCGUUUUAAUUGGAACUUUGACGACUUAUGGACCUGAAGCAAACGCUAAUCUUCUGAAAAAUCUAAAGGAAGAUUACAAUGGGAACAACGAACACAACAGAAAACCACAGAGCGAUUCAUUACGUAUUUAUCCGAUGUAUCAAGAUGUUCACGUGAUGAUUUGGAUCGGAUUUGGAUAUCUGAUGACAUUCCUCAAGAGAUAUGGUCAAAGUGCUAUUGGAUUGACCUUUCUGAUCAGUGCAGUACUCGUACAAGUCGCUUUAAUCUGCGAAGGAGUUCUACAUUUUGAUAAAAAUAACAAGGCUUACUUAUCUUUAUCAAGUCUGCUCAGUGCCGACGUUGCUGUCGCAGCUCCAUUAAUAUCAAUGGGAGCUCUUCUUGGUAAGACGACCUAUAUGCAACUCGUAUUUAUGGGUAUCGUCGAACUGAUCGUAUACACCAUCAACAAGUACAUCAACGAGCAUCAUCUUAUGGCCGUCGAUGCCGGUGACAGCAUGUACGUUCAUGCAUUUGGUGCAUAUUUUGGAUUGGCAGUCAGUUUCGUCUUUGGUAGGAAAGAUAAACCAAAGGAACAUCAUCUCGAGGGACCCUCCUAUCAAUCAGAUAUAUUUGCAAUGAUUGGUACGGUCUUCCUCUGGCUGUUUUGGCCGUCGUUCAACAGUGCAUCCCUCGAUGGGGAUAGCCAACAGAGGGCUAUAAUAAACACUCUCCUCUCGAUCUCGGGAAGCUGCGUGAUCGCCUUCGCCACGUCCGCUCUAAUUUCAAAGGAUAACAAAUUCAACAUGGUCCACGUACAAAACUCAACUCUUGCUGGUGGUGUUGCCAUCGGCACUGCCGCAGGUAUGAUGUGUAAACCGAUCGGAGCACUGAUCAUUGGUUCUUUGGCCGGUUUGCUCAGUGUCCUCGGAUACAAAUAUCUAACGCCAUUUAUACAGAAACGGCUGCGUAUCCACGAUACUUGUGGGGUUCACAAUUUACAUGGAAUGCCAGGAGUGCUCGCUGGAAUUUUUGGUGCGAUCAUGGCAGCACUUGCUACCCAGAAUUCUUACGAUUAUUCUCUUUACGAGAUUUUCCCAGCAAGAGCACCUAACUUUGAAAAAUUAACUUCCGAGAUGAGGAACGAUUACGGCAUUUUACCUGGAAACGAUAGAACAGCGUUAGAACAAGCAGGUUAUCAAAUACUUGCAUUGACCGUUACCUUACUAAUGGCUUCCAUUUCUGGUGUAAUAACCGGAUUAAUUCUGCGUACAUCUGUUUGCGGAUCUGUCGCAGAGGAAGACAAAUUCGACGACGCUGUUCAUUGGGAAUUAGAAGAAGAAGAAGAAGAAGAAGGCUUACAUGAAAUUUCCAAAAUAAAAGAAAGAAAUAGUCGAGCUAACGAUCAAUUACCAAUGGGUACUAUUUGAAAUAUAUAUUGAAUACUUUCUCUUAUUUCUUUCUUAUCAAAUCUUAUUUAAAUUCACCUUUAUUCUUAUUGUUAGAUUUAAUGAUACUAUUGUGAAAAUGUAAAGAAAAGAAUUUAUGGAUAGAUCGACCAAUUGUAACAAAAGUUUUAAAAGAAAGACGAUAAUGAAAUAAAAACGAAUCUUUUCAGAUGCUUUUAAAUAAAUCUCAAUAAAAUAUCAACAAUCGUAAACUAUAUUAUUUCUUAUCAAUAAAAAAUAAAAAAAAUAUCCACGAUGACAAUUUACAGUUACAAAUAGAGAUACAACAUUGCGAACAAACAAAGUAAUACUUUGGAUGAUUUUAAUAAAUUUCCAUUAUAAAACUGUUAUAUUAAAUCUAUACAAUAUAAAUAUAAUGUUAAAUAAUUUGUAAUGUAAUCUAUUAGGAAUGCUGAAUGAUUGUGAGGUCACCGAUGAUAUCUUAAUUAAUAUCAAGAAAUUAAAGAAAUUUUAUCUAAUAACUGUUUUUUA